CCACCUUUUUGAGUGGUGUUUAUUGCACAGAUAGGAUCAAAUUAUCUGCGGACUUGAGGACAAAGCUUUUGUCGGCCACAGUGGGAAAACACAACAAAUCUAUCCCAGAAAUACUGUUGCAUCCCUAGGGGAAUGCACAACCCUCAGCCACUGCCAAAGAACACAGCUCCAGUGCUGCUUCCCAGGCAAUUGCUAUGUAGACAAGGUGAAACAUUUUUUUUUUUUUUUGAAUGAUCUGAUAGCCAAACAUUAGUGUUAUACAAACAGUACAAAGUUUAUUGCAGGAUUGAGCUUUAAUCUCUUGUGGUUGCUUAUUGACAACAGAAAAAUUAGAAGCUCAGUCAAAAGACCUUCUCUGCAUCCUGCUUGUAAACUGCCUUGAAACUGAGGAUCUCACUGCUGCUCACUCUAAAACCCAACGCUUCCCAGAGCAUCUGUCUGCAAUGGCUAUGGUGUGUCUGUCGGACUUUGAAGCUUAUGCUAAAAAAUAUUUACCUAAGAUUGCUUGGGAUUUCUUUGCAGCAGGAGCAGAUGAAUGUAACACCCGAGAUGAAAACAUCCUGGCAUAUAAAAGGAUUUGUUUUCGGCCACGUAUGCUGCGAGAUGUAUCUAUGCUGGACACUAGGACUAAAAUCCUGGGGACUGAAAUCAGCUUUCCAGUAGGAAUCGCCCCGACUGGCUUCCACCAGCUGGCGUGGCCUGAUGGAGAGAAAAGCACAGCCAGAGCGGCCAAAGCAAUGGGCACCUGUUACAUUGCCAGCACCUACUCUACCUGCUCACUGGAGGAGAUCACUGCAGCUGCUCCUGGUGGUUUUCGAUGGUUCCAGCUCUACAUCCACCGCAACAGGGCAGUCUCUAGGCAUUUGGUCCAACAGGCGGAGGCCUUGGGCUUCCAGGGCCUCGUCCUCACCGCGGAUCUGCCCUACACUGGCAAAAGGCGCAAUGAUGUCCGUAAUGGCUUCCGACUUCCUCCCCACAUGAAAUUGAAGAACUUGGAGGGAGCCUUUGAGGGAGAUGACCGAUCUGAGUAUGGACUGCCACCAAACAGCCUGGAUCCUUCGGUCACCUGGGAUGAUAUCUGCUGGCUGCAGAGCCUGACUCACCUGCCCAUUGUCAUCAAAGGGAUCUUGACAAAAGAAGAUGCAGAGCUGGCAGUGAGGCACGGAGUUCAGGGAAUUAUCGUCUCCAACCAUGGUGGAAGGCAACUGGAUGGAACACCUGCCACUAUAAAUGCUCUGGCUGAAGUUGUGGAGGCAGUACGAGGCAGAGUUGAAGUUUAUUUAGAUGGUGGUAUACGUAAGGGAAGCGACGUAUUGAAAGCACUGGCACUGGGAGCAAAAUGCGUCUUUAUUGGAAGACCAGCUUUAUGGGGUCUGGCUUACAAGGGUGAAGAAGGUCUUCAGGAUGUUCUGAGGAUUCUGCACGAUGAGUUUCGUUUGUCAAUGGCCUUAGCUGGCUGUGCCAGCAUCUCAGAAAUUGGCAAAGACCUGGUUCAGUUUUCAAAGCUGUAAACAAUCUCCUGCAACACCUGAACAGAAGCAGCCAAUGGCUGAGGUUGCACAACAGACUGAAGAGAGAGAAAGAAGUGAAAAUACUGAACAUACCACAUGUCUGAGAAGGACUUCAGGAAACUCUUGAGACUAUUAGGAAAGGCUGUAUUAGCAGCAAUCACUGUUUACUUUUUUGAGACAAAUGAGUUAUUUUCAGAUAGAUCAUACUUGCUUAAAUACAUGUAAUUUAAACUGA
This is a messenger RNA of Numida meleagris (helmeted guineafowl), 1746 nucleotides long. RefSeq names its product hydroxyacid oxidase 2 (gene HAO2). The transcript has 8 exons. Bases 444 to 1511 code for a protein of 355 amino acids. Lineage: Eukaryota; Metazoa; Chordata; Aves; Galliformes; Numididae. Gene Ontology annotation, molecular function: oxidoreductase activity; FMN binding. The record is from RefSeq and is a predicted model, not a curated record.